AUGGUUGGAAAAGAAGUUAAGGUAUCUACCCGAUGCAGUAGGUUUCUGGUACCAAUUAAGAAGCUGAAUGACAGCACUACCAGGAUUAAGCGCACUUUAAAAGAACAAAUCCCGGAUGACAUCUUUAAAGAGUACGACAAAAGACAGAACCUUAAGUACAAGAAAAUAUUUAAUUCAGUCAAACAACAGAAUAUAAGGAAGUUUGAUAACUUGAAUAGUAAGGAAUUGCAUAUGAAUUUUUUUAAUGAUAAUUCAAAAUGGUUUAAGAAUCUUUCAAAUAUUGAUAUACCUAAAGAAAUCGCCGAUUUUCUAUCUCUUGGACCAAGGUUUGGAAUACCUUGCCAAAAAAACGAUAUUAAACUGGACACGUUCCUCGCAGACAUAGAGAAUGUAAUUGAAGCCAUUCCAGAUGAAUCAAAAGAUACAUUAAGAGCACGGGUUACAAAUAUUACAACAAAUUUCUUACAGGGUUCGAAUAACAAUAAACCAACAACUAUUAAUGUAUUAUAUAAACAAACCAAAAGCUUUCUAAGUAAAAAUCCUGAAUUGUAUAUAGUACAAUCGGAUAAGGGAGGGUGUACUGUCGCUAUACAUAAAGCAGAUUAUAUAGAGAAAACGCAGGAAUUAUUAAAAGACAGUCAAACCUACAUUGAAUUAAAGAAAGACCCAACCAGUUCAAUACAAACGGCUUAUAAUAAUCUAAUAAAGAAAAUUAGAAACGCGAAAGAAUUUACCGAUGCGGAGGCAAAGAAUCUGACCAUCUAUAACUCAGUCACCCCUAAGCUGUAUUGCUUACCGAAAAUACACAAAGAGGAUAUACCAUUUAGACCCAUUGUAGCUUCAAUAAAAUCCACUACAUACAACAUUUCAAGGCAGUUGGCUGAUAUUUUAAAAUUGGCUUUUGAGAACAGUAAUAAUUAUAGCGUUAAAGAUACUUUCGCAUUUGUGGACGACAUACAAACCAAAAGAGUUCCGGACGGCUAUGUAUUGAUUUCCUUAGACGUAAUAUCAUUGUUUACUAACAUACCAAUGGAGUUAGCACUCGAAAUCGUUGACGACAAGUGGGAACAAAUAAAAAAAGUCUCUAAGAUAUCCAAGGAAAAUUUUACAAAAUUAUUACAUUUCAUAUUCGAUAAUACGUAUUUCAUUUUCAACAACAAAUUUUACAAACAAAUCUACGGAACUCCAAUGGGUUCUCCCAUUAGUCCAGUCUUAGCCAAUAUGGUUUUGGACUACACAUUUGAUAAGGUGCUAACUAAAUUGCCAUUCAAAUUUCCGUUUUUGUACAGGUAUGUCGAUGACAUUAUUGCUGCAGUCCCAAAGGAUUCCAUCGAAUUAACAGUGAACAUUUUUAACUCAUUUAAUGAGAAAAUUCAGUUUACGGUCGAAUGUGAAAAAGAGAAUAGCGUUCCAUUCUUAGACACAAGAUUAAUAAGACAGGACGAUGGGGAAAUCAUACUGGAUUGGUACCAGAAACCUACUGCAUCGGGUAGAUACCUUAACUUCUUUUCCAACCAUCCUACAUCGCAAAAAUACAAUACUAUAAGAGCCAUAAAAAACAGAGUGAGUUAUAUAUCACACAAAAGUUGA
Messenger RNA from Sitophilus oryzae (rice weevil), 1590 nucleotides. RefSeq lists its product as uncharacterized. The transcript has a single exon. The coding region runs from base 1 to 1590 and encodes 529 amino acids. NCBI's taxonomy places the organism in Eukaryota, Metazoa, Arthropoda, Insecta, Coleoptera, Curculionidae. The record is from RefSeq and is a predicted model, not a curated record.